Messenger RNA from Scheffersomyces amazonensis, 1032 nucleotides. RefSeq names its product allantoicase. The record is from RefSeq and is a predicted model, not a curated record. The coding region runs from base 1 to 1032 and encodes 343 amino acids. Gene Ontology annotation, biological process: allantoin catabolic process. The transcript has a single exon. NCBI's taxonomy places the organism in Eukaryota, Fungi, Ascomycota, Pichiomycetes, Serinales, Debaryomycetaceae. Gene Ontology annotation, molecular function: allantoicase activity.
AUGGUUAAAAAGCUUACACAAGAAGAAUUCCAAUCUCAGAUCGUAUUAAAGUAUACCGAUGUUAUUGGGAAAAAAGUUGGUGGGGAAGUCUUAAAAUUUUCAGAUCAGUGGUUUGCUGAUGCAACCAACUUAAUUGAACCAAAACCUCCUAUUCGUGAUCGUACUAGAUUCACGUAUGCGGGUGCUUGGUAUGAUGGUUGGGAAACAAGAAGACAUAAUGAAGAAGAAGCUGAUUGGGUUAUUUUCAAGUUAGGAGUAUCAUCUGCUAAAUUAAUUGGAGUAGAGGUCGAUACUGCUUUCUUUGACGGUAACCAUGCUCCUUUUAUUUCAGUAGAAGCACUUCAAGUAUUGGAUGAAAAAGAUCCAGAAGAUCUUGUUAAUGCUGAAUGGGAGCCAGUUAUUACAAAAGUAGAAUGUGGACCAUCUCAAAGGCACUUCUUUGUACGAGAUCAAAUCACUUCUAAGAAUUAUACUCAUGCUAGAUUAAAAAUGUAUCCUGAUGGAGGUAUUGCUCGUUUCAGAUUGUAUGGUACGGUAGUUCCUUCUCAACUGUUAUUCCUUCAAAAGGAUAAGAUCAUUGAUUUAGCAUCUGUUCUCAACGGUGGUGUUGCUAUUAAAGUAAGUGAUCAACAUUUUGGAUCUGCGGAUAAUUUAUUAUUACCAGGUAGGGGCCAUGAUAUGUCUGAUGGAUGGGAAACUUCCAGAUCUAGAACUGCAGGUCAUGUAGAUUGGGUAGUUAUUAGGUUGGGUGCUGUUGCUCAUAUUAAGCAAAUCAUUGUUGAUACUGCACACUUUAGAGGGAACUUUCCUCAAAAGAUUAAUGUUAAGGCUAUUAAAUCAAAUACUGAUGAUUUACCAUUGGAUCCAACUGCUUGGGAUGAUUUAGUACCUGAAACUAAAGGGAGUCCAGAUGUUGAACAUGUGUAUGAUAUUGACUCAGCAUAUUCUAAUAAUGAAUAUUCUCAUGUCCGCUUAAUCAUUAUUCCAGAUGGAGGUGUCAAGAGAGUUAGAGUUAAUGGUACAAUUGCAUAA